Molecule: messenger RNA, 2325 nt
Organism: Exaiptasia diaphana
Lineage: Eukaryota; Metazoa; Cnidaria; Anthozoa; Actiniaria; Aiptasiidae
Product: tropomyosin-1
Exons: 2
Coding region: 808-1551 (247 amino acids)
Source: RefSeq, a predicted model, not a curated record
GCAUGUUCGUUGCGCUACCAUGCGUGAUUUCAAUCCCGGUGUCACGUAAUUUUCGUUUUGCAAGCUUCACGUUACCAGUGCUGAUAUCGAUGCCUUGGAUUUUACAGCCAUAUUUGGAUUGAAUUCUCAUCAUCGCAGCUCCUUGGCCACAAGCAACGUCUAGAACGUUGUGAUCUGGUUUAAUCAUACUUCCUUCCAGGAGCUCGUCGUAUAAGGAAUGGUAACUCAGAGGGGGUGGUAUAGGGUCACCUGACUUGGUUUUCCACAGUCCAAACGUUAAGAACCCUUCGUUGUAAUCGUGCUUGAAGUCAACAAUCUGAUUUCUUCUUCGACACAGAUUUAAGAACCAAUCUCAAUAUCAACGUCUCAAAUAAGUCGAUGUCUCACGAAAUAAUUUUAAGAUAACUGUAAUAAUGAACUUAAGAUAUUUUGGUUGAGUAAGCAUUUCCAUUUACAGAUGACGGUCCGUUGAAAUAAUUGACAAUGUUAAUUCCCCGUGCCUCAUCCACAAUUAUAUUUCGUGUAAGAAGUAAGAUUAUGUUAUUUUUUUCUUAAUAAAUAUUUCCUGUCACGUCAAGAAUAAAAAUAAAGUCUUUGUAGAAUAUUCUCCGAACUCGAUUUCUCGGAACAGAUGUGGAAUCUCUAUCACGUGACUCAUAUUGGCCAAUGAGAGUAAUGAAAAGAGCGGCGCCACGUUACUUCGCUGAACUGUUCAUAACGAAGGGAAGGUGAAGCUUGAUGAUCUGGUACUCUCGUCUAGCUAAUUCUAAAGUGAAAGAAUCCACAACCUAGCUAGACUGUACCGAAAUGAGCCAGCAAGAGCGUCAAAUCCUCGGAAGGAACCAAACAAUCGAUCUGGAAAAGUCAGUACCGUUGGGUAUUAGUGAAAUAGCCCUGAGUCAGAUAUUGAUGCCUGACAGAGGUGUGCGUUUGGCUAAUAAACACGAAAUAGAGAUAGAAUGCUUGAAGCAAAGACUCGAAGAAAAGGAAGUGGAGAUAGCUGACCUUCGUCAGAAACUGAAAGAAAUUCAUGAGAAAAACAACGAUCUUCAAAUCAAAUUGAACACAAAAGACAGGGAGGUCGAACAACUAAAGCACAGAAUCCAAACGCUCGAAGAUGAGAAGAAGGACCUACAAGAUGAGUUGUCGGAAGUUAAGACUAAAGUCAAAAGGCUAGAAAGCGAUGUGAAAUCCCUAACCGAGUCUUCAAGGUCAGAUGAGGAAGAGAAAAUAAGGCUUAAAGAGGAUUUACAAAAAGUUGAGUACAGCCUGAAAACUACAGAGGAAAAAUUGACAACAGAAAAUGAAAAGCUUAAGAAAGAAGUGAAGCAGCUCAAAGAAACCCACGUUGUAUCAAUGCUUGAACCACCAAGACUUCUUGUUCUACCAUCAUCGCAAAAUGCGGCUUUGUUGCAUUUUGGAGAAUUGUGCUGGCAAAUUCAAGGUAAAAUGUACAAAAAGGUCUUACCGAAAUACUUUUCUCAAUAUCGUAGCUACAAAGUGAAGAAAGAAUAUCGAGAAAGAUGUCAGCAAACUUGUCAAAACCGAUGAAGAAAGAAACGGCCGCUAGAGAACGUUGGGAAGUCUUAAAAUCCAAGUUAAACUGGAGUGAGGAAUUAGAAGAAGCCAUAAAAUCUCUACAAGAUUCAAGAAAUGUAGAAGCACAUCCAAGAAUAAGCGAGUGGUCGCUUCAUGAAUAUGCUACAGUUUUAGAAGAAGAUGGAAUCUUGAAGGGAUGGCUUUCCCUUGAACGAGUGAACGAGCUUAUAGAAAUCUGGAAACGUUUGAAAUGUGAAGAGGAAUGAUUGCAGUAACUAGUAAGUCUUUUGCCACAAUUUUAGUAUUUUUAAAGAACAUAUUGGUACAUGCCGUAAAGCAUGACUUCAACAGUCGAGAAUUGUACUUUGUAACUUGCAUGCUCUUGUUAGAACAUAAUUUUGUGAACUGAAAUCUGUAUAAUUUAUUCGCAAUAACUCGUUAAGAAUCCAAUGAUGAACGAUUUGCUCAAAAUAAUACUAGACAGACUGAGCCAGAGACAGUCAUACCUAAUGCAUAAUUAUGAAAGAAUUAACCAGAUUCAAUACCACAUUGCCUUGAGGUCAGUACCGGUAAAAAUUACUAAAUACAGCAGCUGGUAAAGCCUCGACAUAAAAAUAGUUCUUAUUUUCGUCCAUAGUAAUGAAACACUCAUCAAUUCUCAGUCAUUCAUGAACGCUUAUUGUUAUAAAAAAUAUGGUUUUAAAAUGUAACAAAUGAGACAAUUAGUGCAUGAUCAGAUUUUGUGAUGCACUUCUAGAACCUAAGCAAAUAAAAUAAUUCAAAGAA